CCGGCGCGGAGCCAGCCAGACCCAGCCGAGAGCGCAGCGGGGGCGGCGGGCCGCGGACCGGGCAGCACCGGGCGCUCGGAGCGGGCGCGCCGCCAACGCGGUCACGUGCGCGGCCCCUCCUCUCGCGCCGGCCUCCCCCGCGCCGCACUCUCCAUUCAUAAAUUCUCCGCCUGUUCCGCGGCCACCGGGCGCCGGAGCCAGCCGGGAGCACCACGCAGCCGCCCGCCCGCCGCCCAUGGGCCGCGCGUCCCGGCGCUGAGGGCCCUCCUCCCCAGUUCAGAAUGCAGCCCACAGCCACCAUGGCCACAGCUGCCACCACCACCACCACCACCACUGCCACAGUAGCCCUGACGACGUCGUGGGACAAUGCCACUGGACGCCCCACGCAGGCAGAGCCAGACCCCAUCCUGGACAACUACGUGCUGCUGGUGGUGGUGAUGUCGCUGUUCGUGGGCGGCACGCUGGUGGUGUUGUCCGGCGUCCUGCUCCUCUGCAAGCGCUGCUGGGACGUCCACCAGCGCCUCAACAGGGCCAUGGAGGAAACGGAGAAGACCACCACCACCUACCUGGACAACGGCACCCACCCGGCCCAAGACCCCGACUUCCGGGGGGAGGACCCCGAGUGCCAGGAUGCGGAGACCGAACGCUUCCUGUCCACCAGCUCCACGGGCCGCCGGGUCUCCUUCAACGAGGCGGCGCUGUUCGAGCAGAGCCGCAAGACGCAGGACCAGGGCCGCCGAUACACACUGACGGAGGGGGACUUCCACCACCUGAAGAAUGCCCGGCUCACGCACCUGCACCUGCCGCCCCUCAAGAUCGUCACCAUCCACGAGUGUGACUCAGGCGAGGCCAGCUCAGCCGCCACACCCCACCCGGCCACCUCUCCCAAGGCCACUCUGGCCAUCUUCCAGCCCCCGGGGAAGGCCCUCACGGGCCGCUCCGUGGGCCCCAGCUCCGCCCUGCCAGGUGACCCCUACAACCCAGCCGCGGGUGCCACUGACUUCGCGGAGAUCAGCCCCUCGGCAUCUAGCGACUCUGGGGAAGGCACCUCGCUGGAUGCCGGUACCAGGAGCACCAAGGCUGGAGUGCCCGGGGCUGCAGCAGGGCCUGGGGAGGUGGGCCCGGGAUCUGGGGCAGGUACCGUUCUGCAGUUCCUCACCCGCCUGCGCCGCCAUGCCAGCCUGGACGGGGCCAGCCCCUAUUUCAAGGUCAAGAAGUGGAAGCUGGAGCCCAGCCAGCGGGCAGCCAGUCUGGACACGAGAGGUUCCCCCAAGCGGCACCACUUCCAGCGGCAGCGGGCAGCCAGCGAGAGCACGGAGCAGGAGGAGGGGGGCGCCCCCCAGGAGGACUUCAUCCAGUACAUCGCCGGGGCCGGCGACGCCGUGGCCUUCCCGCAUCCCCGCCCCUUUCUGGCCAGCCCGCCCCCUGCUCUCGGCAGGCUAGAGGCCGCGGAGGCAGCGGGAGGAGCGAGCCCCGAUUCCCCCCCGGAGCGCGGCGCGGGCGGCGCGGGGCUUGAGCAGCAGCAGCCGCCACUGGAGCCGGACGCCGAGCGGGACGCGGGCCCUGAGCAGGCCCAGACCAGCUACCGCGACCUGUGGAGCCUGCGCGCCUCGCUCGAGCUGCAUGCGGCCGCCUCGGACCACAGCAGCAGCGGCAACGACCGCGACUCGGUGCGCAGCGGCGACAGCUCGGGCUCAGGCUCCGGGGGCGCGGCGCCCGCCUUCCCGCCGCCCUCCCCGCCCGCGCCGCGGCCCAAGGACAGCGAGGCGCGCCGGCUGCUGCAGAUGGACAGCGGCUACGCCAGCAUCGAGGGCCGCGGCGCCGGCGACGACACCGAGCCGCCUGCCGCGCCCACCCGGCCCCGCAGCCCGCGCGCCUGGCCCCGCCGCCCGCGCCGUGACUACAGCAUCGACGAGAAGACGGACGCGCUGUUCCACGAGUUCCUGCGCCACGACCCGCACUUCGACGACACGCCGGCUGCCGCGCGACACCGCGCCCGCGCGCACCCGCACGCCCGCAAGCAGUGGCAGCGUGGCCGGCAGCACAGCGACCCCGGCGCCCGCGCGGCCCCGGCCCCGGCCGGAACCCCGGCACCGCCUGCCGGCGCGGCCCGACCCGUGCGUGCGCCCUUGCGGCGCGGCGACAGCGUGGACGGCCCGCCCGACGUCCGCACCCUGGGCGGCGCCGGCGACGAUCCCGCCAUCCCCGUCAUCGAGGAGGAGCCGGGCGGCGGGGGGUGCCCCGGCUCGGGCCUGUGCGUCGUACCCCCCGGGUCGCUGCUGGACAAGCUGGCGGCUGGCCUCGACGAGAGACUCUUUCCGCCGCGCCUCGCCGAGCCCGUCGUGGCGACUCCCGCGUUGGUCGCCGCCGCCCCCACGUCCCCCGACCACAGCCCGGCCUAAGUCCCGCGUCCUGGGCCCAUCUCUCUGGCAGCUUCUCCGGCGCCGCGCGGGGCCUCGGCGGCGGGAGAGACGUGGGGGCGCGACACCCCGACGCGAAUGUGCGGGGACCGCGGGCCCUUCGCGCACGCGCGG
Messenger RNA from Symphalangus syndactylus (siamang), 2534 nucleotides. RefSeq names its product CACN subunit beta associated regulatory protein (gene CBARP). Gene Ontology annotation, molecular function: transmembrane transporter binding. Gene Ontology annotation, cellular component: plasma membrane; secretory granule. Gene Ontology annotation, biological process: negative regulation of calcium ion-dependent exocytosis; negative regulation of voltage-gated calcium channel activity. The record is from RefSeq and is a predicted model, not a curated record. NCBI's taxonomy places the organism in Eukaryota, Metazoa, Chordata, Mammalia, Primates, Hylobatidae.